Rhizophagus irregularis DAOM 181602=DAOM 197198 is the source of this 847-nucleotide messenger RNA. RefSeq lists its product as uncharacterized. Gene Ontology annotation, biological process: TOR signaling. Gene Ontology annotation, cellular component: TORC1 complex. Lineage: Eukaryota; Fungi; Glomeromycota; Glomeromycetes; Glomerales; Glomeraceae. The record is from RefSeq and is a predicted model, not a curated record.
UUAAACUUACUCCUAAUCCUUCAAGUCAAAAUCCGAUUCAACCCAUUCAUAUGUUCGAUAAUAAUUAUACUGCCCCUCAACCACCUGAUGACUCUUACACAUCCGAACCAUUAAAUUAUCCACAUCAACCUCGAUUUCCACCCUCGUCAAGUGGAAUAUCACGUACUCAACAAAAACUUUUACUUCAAAGGCAACAUUUUCUUGCAGAUGAUGAAAAUUAUUUAAUUCAUCCACGCAAUCAAUUAAGAUUAACUAAAGUUAUUGAAAGGAUUAACAGAGAACAUGCAGCUAUAACAUUAUUUAGAGAUCCAAUUAUUGAGAGUUUGCAAAGAGUUUGGCCAAAAUACGUUCAAGAUCAUCCUGAAGUGUUGGGGGAUGAUUUUGGUGUUGGGUAUGAAGAUGCAAAAGAAUGGGGGGUAAUUUCGGAUCAUGGAAAAAGCGUGGAUCAUAUCGGGUCAAAUUCAAUUAUAAGUACUGAAACGCUGGGUGUUGAUUCUAUGCCUUUACGUGGAAUUAAAUAAUAAUAGAAAUUUCAUAGAAUGAGAUCAUAAACAUGUUACUGAAUACUUAGAAAAAAAUUUUCUUAUACAAAUCUUUCAGAGAAGAAAAAAAAGAAAUAAAUUAUAAUCUUGAUAUUUUUUUUUAAUUUGUCAUCAUUUCCCUAUUUCUACGAAUAAUGAUCAUUGUUGACAAAUUCACGUGAUAUUUAUCACGCACUCGAGUGUUGGUCGAUAAUACUAAACUAAGUCACAUUGCUUUUCCCGAGAGCUUUUAUAGUUAGUUUAUAUAUUUAAUAAUCUUCUUUUCACGCUUUGUUUGACUAAUAAUAUAAAGUACAUAACAUCUC